Talaromyces amestolkiae is the source of this 2868-nucleotide messenger RNA. RefSeq lists its product as uncharacterized. Bases 1 to 2868 code for a protein of 955 amino acids. The record is from RefSeq and is a predicted model, not a curated record. The transcript has 4 exons. NCBI's taxonomy places the organism in Eukaryota, Fungi, Ascomycota, Eurotiomycetes, Eurotiales, Trichocomaceae. Gene Ontology annotation, cellular component: membrane. Gene Ontology annotation, molecular function: ABC-type transporter activity; ATP hydrolysis activity; ATP binding.
AUGCCAGAAGGCGAAGGCGGUGUAUGUUAUACCCAAGGUCUAGCCGUGAAAGAGAACCAUCAGAUGUGUGAUGUUACCAAUCGCAAGAUUCUCGAUCAGUUGAAGGAACGGAAACCACAGGUGACCUUCUCUUGUAAGGAGGAAGAUGAAGGAGAUAAGAACUGUAAUUUUCAAUUCUGGGUCGACCAGGUUGAGUCGUUCUACUGCGCCCUCGAUAAGUGCGACUGGAGCAUGGAAGCCGAAUACGAUCGCAACACCACGAAUUACAAAUGCCAAGACGUCAAAUGUGAAUGCAUUCCUGAUAGAAUGCUCUGUGGUGAAAACGGCUCGAUAGAUAUUAGCGACUUUCUUACCGAAGAGAUCAAGGGUCCGGCUACCUUCAGCACGACUUCAUCCGGUGGCGGCAAGAACGAUGGCAGUACGUUCAAGGAACCUGCUAUGGACGACUUGAUCAAGAGCAUAUUUGGAGACGAGAGUAUUACAUUACAAUGCCACUCAGGUGAAUGUCUCUACAGGACCGACGUGCCUGGUUACCAGCGACCGGUGAAGCAGAUCAAUACUCCACUUAUUGCAGGUGUUAUUGCUGGAUGCUCUCUGUUCGUGGUCGCAGUCAUCCUAAUCAUAUGGUAUCUUUCCAGACGCGCCGCUUAUCGUGGGUACGGCGCUCUCCGACUGGAUGAUUCGGAUGACGAAGCCGACAAACUUCUUACUGAUCAGCGUGCGGCUGCUCUACUUUUCGACCGCGUAUCAUACAACCUGAAUGGGAAGCAAAUUCUGUCCGACAUUCAAGGUGUCGCGCAGCCUGGUGAAAUUACCGCUGUCAUGGGAGCCUCCGGCGCUGGCAAGAGUACAUUCUUGGACAUCCUGGCUCGGAAGAAUAAGCGCGGCGUGACACAAGGCGACUUUUAUAUUAAUGGAGAGAAAAUCAGCGAUGCGGAUUUCAAGAGCAUGAUUGGUUUUGUCGACCAGGAAGAUACUAUGCUUCCUACAUUGACUGUUCACGAGACUAUAUUGACUAGCGCCUUGUUGCGACUGCCUAAAGAUAUGAGCCGAUUUGCGAAGGAGCAACGAGUGACUGAAGUCGAAAAGCAACUGGGUAUUCAUCAUAUCAGAGAUCAGAUCAUUGGUUCCGAGGAAGGUAAUGGACGCGGUAUAUCCGGCGGAGAGAAGAGGAGAGUAGGAAUUGCCUGCGAACUGGUCACUAGCCCCAGUAUUCUCUUCCUUGAUGAACCCACAAGCGGUUUGGAUGCAUUUAACGCGUUCAAUGUUAUAGAAUGUCUGGUGACAUUGGCCAAAACAUACAACCGUACUGUCAUUUUCACAAUUCAUCAACCACGCUCUAACAUUGUUGCCCUGUUUGACCGAUUGAUACUUCUGGCUAAGGGUCGUACUGUGUACUCUGGUCCUUUCUCGUCGUGCCAGCGCUACUUUGAUCACAUCGGCUAUCCUUGCCCUCCUGGUUUCAACAUUGCCGACUUUCUGGUUGAUUUGACCAUGCAUGCUGGCGGCUCUCAGACACCAGUUGAAGACACUUUCCUUGAUGUACGAAGAGAUAACCUCAAGACAGCCUCAAGUAGUCUUCGUGCAGUCAAAUCAAUUGCUAGCGCGUCUAAUGUCAGCAUUGAAGAGACAAUCAGGAACACACAGGAAAACUCGGCCCGCCCAUCUACGAAACGACAACACUCAUUGAAGCAGCGUCAAGACAAGCAACUAUUCACGCGCCGUAAGACUGAUAUGGAAACUCCACCAACACCCAAAACGGAUGAAGAGGACACGGUUACAGACAACUCACAGUGGCUUCGACUGUCCUCUCGCAAUGGUGUGUCCCUUACUACGGAAGAUCCCGAUAACAUCCCACCACCCGCUUCAGGAACUAGCGACUUGGAUGCGCUUGUAGCUAGUUACGCCUCGUCAGAUGUGGCUAAUUCCGUGCAUGAGGAGAUUGUGACUGCGGUAGACCGCGCAAACGAUGCCAACGCUACACCAAAUGGAGAAGCUUUUGGCAACGUACCUAGCAAGGGUUACACCCGUAUCGGUCUACUACGACAAUUUGUUAUCUUGUCCAAUCGAACCUGGCGGAACCUAUACCGCAACCCAAUGUUGAUGUUGACGCACUACGCCAUCUCUAUCCUUCUGGCAGUUCUCUGUGGAUACCUGUUUUACGGACUUACCGACGAUAUCAAGGGUUUCCAGAAUCGUCUUGGAUUGUUCUUCUUCAUCCUUGCUCUUUUCGGAUUUAGUACCUUGACCAGUCUUACCGUAUUUUCAUCAGAACGACUGCUCUUUGUUCGUGAACGCGCCAACGGUUACUACUCGCCUCUUGCAUAUUUCAGCGCGAAAGUCAUUUUCGAUAUUGUGCCCCUGCGCCUUAUUCCCCCACUCAUAAUGGGUGUGAUUGUGUACCCCAUGACUGGACUGAUCCCAGCAUGGCCCGAAUUUUUGAGAUUCCUCCUCAUCCUGGUUCUUUUCAAUUUGGCCGCUGCCGGAAUCUGUCUCUUCAUUGGAAUUGUUUUCCGCGAUGGUGGUGUGGCCAAUUUGAUUGGAAGCUUGGUCAUGCUAUUCAGUCUGCUCUUUGCCGGUCUCCUACUGAACCAUGAUGCUAUUCCCCCUGCCGCUAUGUGGCUUCAGACUCUUUCCAUCUUCCACUACGGUUUCGAAGGCCUAAUUGUCAACGAAGUUACCUUCCUAACACUUAUCGACCACAAAUACGGACUCGACAUCGAAGUGCCCGGAGCCUCGAUCCUUAGUGCCUUUGGUUUUGAUACACUUGCGCUAUGGGGAGAUGUAGUUGGCCUGGGUAUUAUCUCUGCGAUAUUCAUCGUACUUGCCUAUGCGGCCAUGCAUUUCUUACUUGUAGAGAAGCGAUGA